ACAGCUGGACUAUCGGUACGAUGACAUCAUGUGCACAGGAGCCUGUUCUAAGUUCAUCGCCAUCCCGCUCUACGUGAUGGCUGCGGUGUCCAUCAUCUGCAACAUCAUGCUCUUCUUCCCGGGCUUUGAUACGACGUAUGCAGCCGAGGACCGGGAGGGAGAGCAGCGCCUCACCCAGGAGGUCAAAUACAUGGCGGGCCUGAUAGGAGGAGGAAUCCUGGUCCUCAUUCCUGCCAUCCACAUCCACCUGACCAGUGCUAAUGGCUGCUGUGCCAACCGCUGUGGGAUGUUCCUGUCCAUUGGCUUUGCAGCGCUGGGUGUGGUGGGGGCCGUGUACAGUCUGAGUGUUGCUGCCCUGGGCCUCGCUAAUGGGCCGACAUGCCUCUGGAGCAACGAAUUCAACACCAGUCCAGAAUGGGGGACGCCCUUCAACAGCAGUGGCGGGAGCUACCUGACCGACAAGGAGCAGUGGAGCUGGUGUCUAAUUCCGGAGAAUGUGGUUGAAUUCAACGUGGGCCUGUUCUCCACUCUACUGGUGGCGGCGUGCGUGGAGCUCGCCCUCUGUCUCAUCCAGAUGGUAAACGGACUAUUUGGAUGCAUCUGUGGCACCUGCGGCAAAGAGGUGAGAGCAGAGAACGCUAAAGGUGAGCUCAACUACAACACACCAUGA
Messenger RNA from Cyclopterus lumpus (lumpfish), 670 nucleotides. RefSeq lists its product as uncharacterized. Bases 29 to 670 code for a protein of 213 amino acids. Gene Ontology annotation, cellular component: membrane. The record is from RefSeq and is a predicted model, not a curated record. Lineage: Eukaryota; Metazoa; Chordata; Actinopteri; Perciformes; Cyclopteridae. The transcript is spliced from 6 exons.